AUGGACCAUGACGACAGAGAGAACAUUGGAGAGGACGAGUCGGUGAAAGGAGAGAUAGAGAACAUUGGAGAGGAGGAGUCAGUGGAAGGAGAGACGGAGAGCAUUGGAGAGGAGGUGUCGGUGGAAGGAGAGAUGGAGAGCAUUGGAGAGGAGGUGUCGGUGGAAGGAGAGAUGGAGAGCAUUGGAGAGGAGGUGUCGGUGGAAGGAGAGAUGGAGAGCAUUGGAGAGGAGGUGUCGGUGGAAGGAGAGACGGAGAGGACUGGAGAGGAGGAGUCGGUGGAAGGAGAGACGGAGAGCAUUGGAGAGGAGGAGUCGGUGGAAGGAGAGAUGGAGAGCAUUGGAGAGGAGGUGUCGGUGGAAGGAGAGAUGGAGAGCAUUGGAGAGGAGGUGUCGGUGGAAGGAGAGACGGAGAACAUUGGAGAGGAGGUGUCGGUGGAAGGAGAGAUGGAGAGCAUUGGAGAGGAGGUGUCGGUGGAAGGAGAGACGGAGAGGACUGGAGAGGAGGAGUCGGUGGAAGGAGAGACGGAGAGCAUUGGAGAGGAGGAGUCGGUGGAAGGAGAGAUGGAGAGCAUUGGAGAGGAGGUGUCGGUGGAAGGAGAGAUGGAGAGCAUUGGAGAGGAGGUGUCGGUGGAAGGAGAGACGGAGAACAUUGGAGAGGAGGUGUCGGUGGAAGGAGAGAUGGAGAGCAUUGGAGAGGACGAGUCGGUGAAAGGAGAGAUAGAGAACAUUGGAGAGGAGGUGUCGGUGGAGGAAGAUGAGACCUGGAGAAGAUUCAGAACUGCACAUCAUUAG
Knipowitschia caucasica is the source of this 792-nucleotide messenger RNA. The record is from the annotation of a GenBank genome assembly. NCBI's taxonomy places the organism in Eukaryota, Metazoa, Chordata, Actinopteri, Gobiiformes, Gobiidae.